AUGAAUUACGAAGAUUUGAAGAAAGAGGCAUUCAAGUACUUCGUGUCUGAUGAAGACGUCUUCGUAUACAGGAGUGAUACUGCAUUUCUACCACCAGAAUACACGAAAGAGGAGACAGGAAGCAGAGUAGAGUUCAAAAUAGACAGGAUUGAGAGUGUGGUAAAAUAUGUGCUACAGAACAAGAAUACCAGGGUAGAGGAGUAUGUGGCAUGUGGGGAUGUUGAUAGGGGCGUAUGUGUCCAGAACAUUCAGUUCAAGUUGAACAGAAUUGGUCAUAGCAGAAACUAUGGGGACUUCUCAGAUUUAGACGUAAACAGCCCUACAAUUUGUUCAGUUGAGAAAUUCAACAAAGGCACCUACAAAAAAUUCAGGCACAAAACGGACAAAAUGCCAGAAUACUCCCACGUCUUCGCCUAUGCCAGAAACAACAAGCUGUUUUACACGUUCUACCUGGACGACGACCUCUUUUCAACCACAUUCAGUCUGGUGCAAAUGUACAACUGUGUGGAGGUGCUCUUUACGGAUGGCUCGUUUCAACGCAUCUUCGAUGGCUGGGGAGUCAGCAGCAACAGGGUGACUCAAAGUGAUCUGCUGAUUGAGACCUAUUUCACCACCACUUUCCAAAAGGAGUUCUUUGAACUGGGUGAUUUCUGUCUGGUCAACAUCAACGACUUUGAUUUGGUUGAUUUUCAUACUCAGACAGCUCAGGGGAAGAGGCUGUUGAAUCAGUGGCUUAGGAGUCCACUUCUCAGCAAGAACGAAAUCAACAAGCGCCUUGAUCUCGUUGAACACUUCAAGGAAGUCGAUAUCAACCUGUCAAAAUUCUUUGAUCUCAAGAGACUCGUAGCCAAAAUAGAAAAUAGGACAAUUUCAGUUGAUGAAAUAGUCAACCUGUACGAAUCAAUCACCGUGAUACCGCUACUAAUUGAUAAAAUUGGAAUUGGAAGAAAUCAGACAGUUCAAGAAGACCUGAUUGAUCCACUCAGGGAGUGUCACCAGGCAUUGAAACCAGUUCAGACUGAAAUUGAGUCACAAAUUGAUGUGAACAGUGGUGAGAUGUUUGUUGAUCAGAAUGAGACAUCCAAAUCACUGAAAUCAGCAAAGGUGGAAAUUGAAGGCGAAAUGGAGAAGGAAUUGGCAGAAAUCAGGCAGAGUUUCCCAGGGGCCAAAAUGCAAAAUGGCGUAUUCAAAGUGACCAAGAAGGAGUUUGGCCACACCACGAAAUACAAAACAAUUUCAGUCACAAAAACAGGCGUGACUUUUACUACCAAAAUGCUCACUGAAUUAUCAAACAGACUCGAAGAGACAAAUAGAAGAAUUCUGGCUGAAACCAGGAUACAGCUGGAUGCAUUGAGGUCGUUCUUGUGCACCGUCUCGCAGUCUCUUGAAAUCUACAACUUUGUUGUUGCCCUAGUGGACAUUUUUAAGGCAUUUUCAAUCAAAUGCAUAACACCAGGGUAUUCGAGACCAUCAUUCUCAGGUGGCACUGAAUACGCAAUCAGAGGGAUGUGGCACCCUGCUAUCAAGAACGAGGCAGUCAAAAACGACCUGGAAUUCAGCAAAAACAUGUGUGUACUAACUGGGCCAAAUAUGGGCGGAAAGAGCACCUUCAUCAAGACACUUUCACUUGUGUCCCUGUAUGCGCAAAUUGGCUGCUAUGUCCCUGCAUCCGCUGCAACUCUCCCCAUUUUCGAGCGCAUUGUGAUGCGAAUUGGUGCCAGAGACGUCUCAAGCCAGCACAUGUCCACUUUCAUGGUGGAAAUGGCCGAUUUGAACCUGAUUUGCCGAAACAGGAAGUUUGCCCUGGUUCUGAUUGACGAGCUUGGCCGUGGCACCAGCGCAUCAGACGGCCUAAGCAUCAUCCUGGGCGUGAAGGAGUUCCUUGAGAGAACCAGAAACUUCACCGUGAUCACCACGCACUUCAGCGAGCUGAGCCAGGCCUCGUCUCAGUCCCUGAUCAAGCGAAUGGCCGUGAAAGACGGGCUGUUCACCUACAAAGUCGAAGAAGGUGCUGCUGACGACUCAUUUGGAAUAAAAGUGGCAGAAAUGGCCCAGUUUCCCAGGGACGUGAUCGAGGAUGCCCUACGAUUCCUCUGA
This is a messenger RNA of Enterospora canceri, 2097 nucleotides long. The record is from the annotation of a GenBank genome assembly. Lineage: Eukaryota; Fungi; Microsporidia; Enterocytozoonidae.